CUAAUACACAACAAAUCACAGUUAAAGGGAGAGCAGAGCAAAUGAGUUCCUACUUUGUGAAUAGCACUUUUCCUGGUAGCGUGCCCACUAGCCAGGACUCUUUUCUCGGGCAGAUCCCUAUUUGUACUGCUGGGUACGAUGCAUUGAGGCAUUACCCAUCUUCAUAUGGGACAGCAGCCCUGCAAGACAAGGCAUACUCUACACCUUGUUUUUAUCAACAGCCUAAUGCACUACUUAGUUGCAGCAGUACGUCUUACGAAUAUAAUGCACCCUGUUUUUACCAAGAGAAAGACCCAGCUAACUCUUCACCGUGUGGCAAGCAAAGGACACAUGCCGACUAUUUGCAUUUUACUACUGAUCAAGCCUACCCGUCUGAAUGUUUGCAAAACAACUUUUUAAACAACGAAGCAAGCGGCCGGAAAUACAACGGUGCCGUUUAUCCUUGGAUGCAACGAAUGCAUUCUUGCGUUGGUUCGACUUGUGGUGUCCAUGGCAGACGAGGAAGGCAGACUUAUACCAGAUACCAAACUUUAGAGUUAGAAAAAGAAUUUCAUUUCAAUAGAUAUUUAACCAGGAGACGUAGAAUUGAAAUUGCAAACGCACUUUGUCUCACAGAGCGUCAGAUCAAAAUCUGGUUCCAAAACAGGCGGAUGAAAUGGAAAAAAGAAAACAAACUUUUGAAUUCUGUCAGUCAUACUAGCCAGUCAGAAGAAGAACAGGGAAGUGUAGUGUAGCCUUUUACAGGAUGAUAGAGAAAACCUCGCUGGCAGUCGAGUUCCAUCUCUUAAAAAUGAUUAGAACUGCAUUUAAAGACGCUGCUAUGCUUUGUUAUGUACAGUAUUUCUGUAAGCAGCAGUCUUCUUAA
Messenger RNA from Protopterus annectens (West African lungfish), 865 nucleotides. It is a transcript of the gene HOXA6, whose product is annotated as homeobox A6. The record is from RefSeq and is a predicted model, not a curated record. Gene Ontology annotation, cellular component: nucleus. Gene Ontology annotation, biological process: regulation of transcription by RNA polymerase II; anterior/posterior pattern specification. The coding region runs from base 42 to 734 and encodes 230 amino acids. The transcript is spliced from 2 exons. NCBI's taxonomy places the organism in Eukaryota, Metazoa, Chordata, Ceratodontiformes, Protopteridae. Gene Ontology annotation, molecular function: RNA polymerase II cis-regulatory region sequence-specific DNA binding; DNA-binding transcription factor activity, RNA polymerase II-specific.